GUCAUUCCCAACUACUGUUCAUACAAUAAUAGCACCAUCAUCAUGGAAUCACCCCUCAUCUCUCCAGACACUUAUAUCACGGCCACCUUCGCAACCCUCCUGCAACCGUUCAACCCCUCCUCGUCAGCGAUCCAAAAAUGGACCAACCUUCUCCUUUCAACCUACUCAGAGCGGCAUAGAUACUACCACACAUCUACUCACAUCUACUCCAUGCUCCAACACUUCUCUUCCUGCCUCCCCCAGAUGGUCAACCCCACUGCCGUCGGCCUCGCAAUCAUCUUCCACGACUGGGAACACCUUCCCCACUCACCAUCCGGGUGGAACGAGGAGCAAUCCAAAGUCCACUUCGCCGUCUUCGCUGAGGAAGUACGCCUCCCAGCCCCUCUCAUUUCUACCGUGAAGCAAUACAUCACUGCCACGAUCUCGCACAAAGUUCCGCCUGGGGACGAGCAUGAUGGGGAUCUGAAGCUAUUCUUGGACUUCGAUUUGGAGGUUCUAGGGAGGGAGAGGAAGGAAUACGAGACUUAUAUGAGGCAGAUUCGGAGAGAGUAUAGUCAGUUUGCUGAUGACCAGUAUGUAUGUGUGAGGAAAGCGGCAUUGAAGAAGUUUUUAGAUACGACGAGGUUGUACUUUUCGGAUGUGUUUUUUGAGCGGUGCGAGGAGAGGGCGAGGGAGAAUUUGCAGUGGGAGGUUGGAAUGCUAGAGGGUGAUGGAAGGUGGGGGCCUAUGGCGGAGUUGAUGAGUGAUGUAAUUUGAGGGGACGGGAGUGGAAUAAGAUGUGAGGGGGUGUGUAGUACUAGGGUAUCGGUGUGGCGGUGACUGAUGAGGGAAACAUGAGCGUCUGAUUUAUAAUAGAAGAUAUUAAUUCAGUCAAAUGCUAGUAACUGGAGGUAUAUUAGUAAGUUAAGUUCUUUACUAAUUGUCAGAUAUAGAAGAAUAGCAGUCACGUGAACUUAAAUUUACACUAGACUAGCGCCUUCUAACGCGACAAAGGAAGCUCUCCUUCGUUUGCAAUUCAAAUAACCCUUUACUACCCAAAAUGCUCGCACGCGUUCUAGAUGGGUAAUUCUCACUCAGAUAUUAUAUAUUAGUU
Hyaloscypha bicolor E is the source of this 1093-nucleotide messenger RNA. RefSeq lists its product as uncharacterized. Lineage: Eukaryota; Fungi; Ascomycota; Leotiomycetes; Helotiales; Hyaloscyphaceae. The transcript has a single exon. The coding region runs from base 43 to 756 and encodes 237 amino acids. The record is from RefSeq and is a predicted model, not a curated record.